Molecule: messenger RNA, 820 nt
Organism: Nycticebus coucang (slow loris)
Lineage: Eukaryota; Metazoa; Chordata; Mammalia; Primates; Lorisidae
Gene: MRPL40
Product: mitochondrial ribosomal protein L40
Exons: 4
Coding region: 59-700 (213 amino acids)
Cellular component (GO): mitochondrial ribosome; mitochondrial large ribosomal subunit
Source: RefSeq, a predicted model, not a curated record
GGACCUCGGCGUGGGACACCGCGGCCGGACGGUCGAGGAGUGUGCGCCCGGAAGCGGCAUGUUUGCAGCCGGUAGGGCCAUGGCUGCUGUGACGCUGCGAGCUUCUGCGCGCGCCCUGUGUCCCCCAAGCCGGCUUCAAGGAAAUUGGCAGAUGCAGAUUAGAGACAGCCACCAGCGAGCUUCAUUGUUGUCCUUCUGGAAACUCAUUCCCAUGAGAGCAGAACCGCUUCGAAAGAAGAAGAAGGUAGAUCCUAAAAAAGAACAAGCUGUAAAGGACCGUUUGAAAAGGAGGAUCCGAAAACUGGAGAAGGCCAGCCAGGAACUGAUUCCCAUUGAAGAUUUCAUCACCCCUGUGAAGUUCUUGGAUAAAGCAAGACAGCGGCCCCAGGUGGAGCUCUCCUUUGAGGAGAGUGAGCGGAGAGCUCUGCUUCUGAAGAGGUGGUCCCUGUACAAGCAGCGGGAGCAUGAGAUGGAGAGGGACACCAUCAGGGCCAUGCUGGAGGCCCAGCAGGAAGCUCUGCAGGAGCUGCAGCUGGAGUCCCCAGUGCUCUACACUGAGGCUACUAAGCGGGACCCCAGCCUCUUCCCCUUUGAGAUGAAAGGGCCAGAUUACACACCACCAGUCUCUAACUACCAGCCCCCUGAGGGCAGGUACAAUGACAUCACCAAGGUGUAUACACAGGUAGCGUUCAAGAGAUAGAGUUGCAGGCAGCUGUCCUCAGAACACACUGCUCCUGAGAACCAGAAUGACCAGGGUUCAAGACUGCUUUCCACAGAAUCAGGCAUGCUGUUAAUAAAUAUAUGUAAGCUUAAUCAAAAA